Messenger RNA from Phytophthora infestans T30-4, 861 nucleotides. RefSeq lists its product as uncharacterized. NCBI's taxonomy places the organism in Eukaryota, Oomycota, Peronosporomycetes, Peronosporales, Peronosporaceae. The record is from RefSeq and is a predicted model, not a curated record. Bases 1 to 732 code for a protein of 243 amino acids. The transcript is spliced from 2 exons.
AUGCCCCUUCGAGUGGAAAAACAAGCAGAGGAUAACAACAACAGCUCGUCGUCGACCAAAACAGCACGCUGGAUGCAGCGGACCAUAGAAUCUACGGUCUUCUCGAACCCUGCACAGUGCAGUGCUACACUGAUACUCGGCGAUGCGGAAGGUUGCGCGCCAUGGCUGUCAUUCCGCAAAAUAUCGCGUAGCGAACAGCUCGAACAGCUCGCUACAAUUUCUGUCGCUAUGCCCGUUGCCUCUGUUGCCCCGCUGCCGCGCGAAAUGCAGUGCGCAUACCGUAGCAAGUUCUGCGACGCGCCGCGUGCCACCAAGCUGGACGGCACGCUUCACAAACUGUGCGACUUCCACCGCCGCAAGGCCAACGCCAACCAGCAGCGUCUACACAAGCGCAAGAAGCGCAUUCUUGAGCAGCAAGCCGCUGAUGGAGACUUCGUCAUCCCACAGACGCCCAAGACCGGGAUCCGCGCGAUGAAACGUGCGCGCUUGAGCCCCGACAGCCCACAAAGCGCGACCGCGCCCGUCGAUGGACACACAUUCCAGAGCAACUUCGACUUGCUCGAAGUCCGGAUUCUCGAAGUUCUGCUCUUUGGCACCGACGGCGCAUGCACGCAACAACCCGCGCAGGUGACAAUCAAGGACGAGAACAUGCUCGGCCCCGUAUCCCCCACAACGCCCACUAUGAUGACGCCAGUACCUGUGUUCGACGAAGCCUGGUCCGUGACGCUCUAACGAACAUUGAAAAAAAAUCAACUUGAAUGGAGAACGAUGAACCAGCGCCAAGUACAGUACUGCGUGCAAUGAAAAACUAUACUUAAUACAAAUUCAAUUCGUACGCGAAGAUUAACGGUAUACUCGAAA